CCGCCGCCGCCGCCGCCGCCGCCGCCGCGCCGCGGCUGCUGCUCCGGCUGCUGCAGGAGGCGGCGCUGGCUGGCGGCUGCGCUCGCUCCUGUAGGCAAGCGGAGCAGCGAGCGAGGGAGCGUGUGUGUGUGUUUUUUAAAGAUGGCCGGAGCGGCGGCGGCGGUGGCCGCGGGAGCAGCAGCUGGAGCCGCCGCGGCAGCCGUGUCGGUGGCGGCUCCCGGCCGGGCCUCGGCACCUCCGCCACCCCCUCCGGUGUACUGUGUGUGCCGGCAGCCGUACGACGUGAACCGCUUCAUGAUCGAAUGCGAUAUCUGCAAGGACUGGUUCCACGGCAGCUGUGUUGGAGUAGAAGAACAUCAUGCUGUUGACAUUGACCUGUAUCACUGUCCCAACUGUGCAGUUCUACAUGGCUCCUCCCUGAUGAAAAAGCGGAGGAACUGGCACAGGCACGACUACACAGAAAUUGAUGAUGGUUCCAAACCAGUGCAGGCUGGAACCAGGACUUUUGUUAAGGAGUUACGUUCUCGAGUCUUCCCAAGUGCCGAUGAAGUCAUUGUAAAGAUGCAUGGUAGUCAGCUGACGCAAAGAUACCUGGAGAAACAUGGAUUUGAUGUCCCUAUUAUGGUCCCUAAAUUAGAUGAUCUUGGACUCAGGCUCCCUCCACCUGUUUUUUCUGUGAUGGAUGUUGAACGUUACGUAGGUGGUGACAAAGUGAUAGAUGUCAUUGAUGUGGCAAGGCAGGCUGACAGCAAAAUGACGCUUCACAAUUAUGUUAAAUACUUCACAAAUCCUAACAGACCAAAAGUGUUAAAUGUGAUCAGCCUUGAAUUCUCAGAUACUAAGAUGUCUGAAUUGGUGGAGGUCCCUGAUAUAGCCAGAAAACUUUCCUGGGUUGAAAAUUAUUGGCCGGAUGAUUCAGUGUUUCCCAAGCCAUUUGUUCAGAAAUACUGCUUAAUGGGAGUUCAAGACAGCUAUACAGAUUUCCACAUUGACUUCGGUGGGACUUCAGUCUGGUACCAUGUCCUCUGGGGUGAGAAGAUUUUUUAUUUGAUAAAGCCAACAAAUGAAAAUUUGGCACUCUAUGAAUCUUGGAGUUCAUCUGUGACUCAGAGUGAGGUGUUCUUUGGAGAUAAAGUUGAUAAAUGCUACAAAUGUGUGGUGAAGCAGGGACAUACCUUAUUUGUUCCUACAGGGUGGAUUCAUGCUGUGCUCACUUCUCAGGACUGUAUGGCUUUUGGGGGAAACUUUCUGCACAAUCUUAAUAUUGGCAUGCAGCUCAGGUGUUAUGAGAUGGAGAAAAGACUAAAGACACCGGAUCUUUUCAAAUUCCCUUUCUUUGAAGCCAUAUGUUGGUUUGUAGCCAAAAAUUUGCUGGAAACCCUGAAAGAACUGAGAGAAGAUGGUUUCCAGCCUCAAACUUACUUAGUACAGGGAGUGAAAGCACUACAUUCUGCUUUAAAAUUAUGGAUGAAAAAAGAACUUGUAUCUGAACAUGCCUUUGAAAUUCCAGACAAUGUUAGACCUGGACAUCUUAUUAAGGAACUUUCUAAAGUAAUUCGAGCAAUAGAGGAAGAAAAUGGCAAGCCAGUUAAAUCUCAGGGAAUCUCUACUGUGUGUCCAGUUUCUCGGUCCUCAAGUGAAUCAACUUCCCCAUACCAUUCCCGAAGAAAGAUGAGGAAACUUCGAGAUCAUAAUGUCCGAACUCCUUCUAAUCUAGACAUCCUAGAGCUCCAUACAAGGGAGGUCCUCAAAAGAUUGGAGAUGUGUCCAUGGGAAGAGGACAUCUUGAGCUCUAAACUGAAUGGAAAGUUCAACAAACAUCUCCAGCCAUCUUCUACAGUACCUGAAUGGAGAGCAAAAGAUAAUGAUCUACGAUUACUGCUGACAAAUGGAAGAAUAAUUAAAGAUGAGAGGCAGCCCUUCGCAGAUCAGAGUCUUUACACAGCAGAUAGUGAAAAUGAAGAGGAUAAGAGAAGGACCAAAAAGGCAACCAUGAAGAUGGAAGAAAGUUCAGGAAUAGAGGGGACAGAGAGCGAAGAAUCUCAAAAACCACUUAAUAGGUUUUUUACAAGUGUGAAAUCAGAACUCAGGAAUAGAUCAUCAGAAUAUUCUGAUAUUUCUGAUUCAGAAGACUCUGGACCUGAUUGCACUGCAUUGAAAAUUCAUUUUACCACUGAAGAGUCUGAAAGUUCAGGUGAUGAAAAGAAACAAGAAAUAACAUCGAACUCUAAGGAGGAACCUGAUGUGAUAAGGAAUUUCCUUCAGAAGAGUCAGAAGCCGUCUAGAAGUGAAAUUCCAAUUAAAAGGGAAUGUUCUACCUCGACUAGCACAGAAGAAGAAGCUAUUCAGGGCAUGUUGUCUAUGGCAGGGUUGCACUAUUCCACAUGUUUACAAAGACAGAUACAAAGCACGGACUCUGCUGGUGAGAAGAAUGCUCUCCAGGAUCCCAGCAACUGCCAUAGCAGUAACCACGAGGUUAGGCAGUUGUAUCGCUAUGAUACACAAGUGGAAUGUGGAUACCAUGUCAAGACUGAAGAUCAAGACUUGAGGACUUCUUCCUGGAUUAAACAAUUUGAUAGGACUUCCAGAUUUAAUCCUCAGGACCUAAGUAGAAGCCAGAAAUGCAUCAAAAAGGAAGGCUCAUCAGAAAUCAGUCAAAAGGUGCAAAGUAGGCAUUAUGUGGACAGCAGUGGCUCCAGCCUUCAGAAUGGGAAGUACAUACAGAAUCCCAGCUUGGUUUCAGGGCCGUGCCAGAUAAGAAAUGGCAGUCUAAGCCCAGAAAGGCCUCUUGGUGAAUCUUCCUUUUCAGUGCCCCUUCACCCCACCAAGAGACCAGCAUCAAACCCACCACCUAUUAGCAACCAGGCAACAAAAGGUAAACGUCCAAAAAAAGGAAUGGCAACAGCCAAACAACGUCUUGGGAAGAUCCUUAAGUUGAACAGAAAUGGUCAUGCACGUUUCUUCGUGUGAUAGAGCUGCUGUCACAGCCUCUCUUCCCUUUGGAGGCCAGUCUUGGGGCACAGGAGCCUGGUGCUUCUGUUGUCCCCCUGCCUGGAGCUGUUUUCUGUCUAGUAAGAACACUGCUCGAAGAACAGAAUGAACCUGAUGCUGCAUUUUUACUGUGCCACACCCACUCAGCAAUAACCCUUUGGACCUGGUGGGGAGAGGAAGAAGGAGGGUGGAACCUUAAAAAGAGACCUUGAACUGGAAAGGGUCUCUUGUCAGGGCUUGAAUUUCAUUUUGUUAUUGGUAGUGUCUUGAUUUAUUUUCAGUAGUAGUGUAAAGAAUUAUCAAUAAUUUAUUUAACAGAUUUUUUUAAGUUAACAGCUUAUAAAUUCUUUCUUUUUUAAAGCUAUUUAUUUGGAAGAUUUCUGGAGAAAUAUCUCACUAAUUUAGAUUUAAGAAUGUGAAGGUUUUUAAAUUAUUUUUGAUAGUAUGUGUGUUACAUGUGGGAAAGAGCCACAGUAACAGUAACUAGUCUGGACUCUUAAAUUUGAUAUUCAGGUUAAAGUCUUAAACAGGGAUUUGAUGCAUUAAUUAUUUUAAAUUAAGAUGUAUAUGAAAAUCAUUUUAUUUUAUAUAUUUCAUGUGUUUUUUAUAAGCUAUUAGCUUCGCUUUUGCUAACAUCCAAGGUGCAUACUGUUAUCCAGGUUGAUUCCCUUACACCCCACCUUCCCUCUGCACCCCCAUCAUUUUGAGAUGACCCAACAAAACUCUUCUCUGCAGGGAAACACUUCCAUAGCUAAUCUGUAAAAACACAAAAGAUCCCUCGCUUCUCAUUUCCUUUGACAUUGUGGUUUUCUUCUAAAUAUGAAGAAAUAGCUUCUUACAUUUUUCAUUUCUCCCAAUGAUAUCUGGGUCCCAAAGAGAACAGCUUUAAUAUCUUUUAGCUACUUGUGGGGAAAAAUAUAGAUUUGAUUAAAUUGUCACAUUUAUAGUUUUUCCAAAUACAUUUGUAACUAUAGAAGGCCUCCUUCAUAUUGCUUGUGUUGGAGGACAGGGCCAACACCUGCUGCAGAGGUUAAAUCUUAGGAUACUUUUAGUCUCUAGACCUAAUUUGUUAAAGGCAUAUGUAUGAUUUGACUUAGGAUAUUCAAACGUACACAAUAAGCUGUAAUACAAUAGGACUAUACUAUAUAAUUAAGUUGUAUAGAAGCAUGUUGGACUAGAUCUUUUGUGUAUGUGUUUUUUUUUUAAUUUCUUAAUCUUCUAAAAAAUUAUUUCAGACACAGAUUUGGAGUAAAUGGGUGCUUUUGCAGUUUCUUCCAUCUAGUGCAUAUUGCAGUUAGCUAUUGGGUUGAACUUUUAAUUUAAUCAUUUUUCUUUUUUUGUACAGUUUUUAUUAAUACCAGUUUUCAGUUGUUUAUAAUUUUCCCCCUUUCCCCUGGUGGCAUAAAAAUGAUGAUUGUGGGAUAUGGUGGAGCUAUUCCCAAGUCUAACAAUAUAGCAAGCAUUACACAAACAGGCAAAUAGACUGAAAUUUAUUUUUAGUUUAUGGGGUUUUUUUUGGCUCAGCAAGGUAAUGAGACUGUUCCUACUGUAUUAAAUAUCUUUUAUGGUUGUAUUCAAAUGUGUAUUUCCAAAAAGAAAUACUUUUUACUCUUUCUCCACUAUAAUAUUUUAUGGGAUAGCAAUGGAGUAACAUGAAUUUCUUUUUUGGUUCUUGACUGUGAGAACCAAAGUUGAAAUCUUAUUUGAGUGUCAGGAAGAAUAAUUCUUUUGGAAAUUCUUAAUCUCUGUAGACUGCCUUCUUAGUCCCUGUCUGCACUGUGCCAUAAGUAGUGGAGAGAUGAAUGCAGUCAGCCACUGACUGGUCAGCAUAUUUCAAGAUGCACAAGUCUGGUUUGACUGAUUCCUUCACCUUCUCACAAUAUAUCACUGUGAUGUCUUGGUUUUCUGUUUUAGUGUUCUAAUAUACAUUUUUAUAUUAGCUUAAGAAAUAAGUAUAAUUUUUUUCCAGUUACUUCAGGAUCUGGACUUAUUUUCCCUCUACAUUUUGCACAACUCUAAAGAACUUUUUUCUUUAGCUAUAAAAAUUAAAAUAAAAAUUAAUUUAUUUUUAUGAAUUAAAAUUGUGGCCAGUAUCCAUCCACCCUGUGUCCUUAGGCCAAUAAACACUAAUGUUGAGUAGCUACUGUGUGGGAUUUUCUAAGUGAAGGUACUGUGGAUUCAAUUUUGCAUUUUAGUCCAUUAACUAGUUAUGUCACAAAACUUUCAGCAAGGUAAUAUAACCACUAAAAGUGAACCCAUGUAUCUUUUUCUGAAUUGGUGAAAAGUUUUAGCCACUGAUCUAAUGACUUUUGUACUUGGCCUCUUAUAAAGGUAAUGGCCAUGAUACACCCUUUAUCUCAUGGAAGUGGCUGAACCUUGAGGUUACUAUUGCCCACUCUGGGUUCAGUAGCAAUAGGUAACCUUUGUCUUUCCCUUAGUCUCACUUAAUAGAUACUGUACCACAGCUUACACAAGAGGACAGCAAUGAUAAUAUUUAGCUAGUCAUAAGCAAAUAUAAAUAUGUAAAAUUGAGAAUUAGUGAUUGAAUGUAUGCAACUUUAAUAAUAGUAGUACUUUUUCUAUAUGAAUACAAGUAAAUGACUCAACCUGGGAUCCACUGUACUGUAAUUCACAACAUCUUGUAAUAUAAUACUUUCCAACAUUGGUGAAUGUGCUAACAGUACAAAGCAGGCAGUUUAUAGUAGCUCAGUAACCUAGAAAUACGUUAAACUUCAUAAAUACCUGUUCAUCUUUGAGGUGUGCAAAAUUGAACAUUCUACUGAAAUCAUCAGAAACUCAGAAGAAACAAAUGCAUCUUAUCAUUAAAUAUUUAGUAUAAAUACAGUUCUAUGUUUUGAUGAUCCUAAUUAUUGCCUUUUCAAUGUACUCUACUGUUUUCAUAUAAGAUCAGCAGGUAUUUAUCAGACAUCUACUGUGUGUCCAGAACUAUUUAAUACUGUAGGAGAAUAUUGUUGCAGUUGUGGUUUCUGCUGAUAAAGGUGUCUUCUCCAGGAAAUUAGCAGUAUUAUUUUUAUGUCUAAAUAAACUAGAGCAAAAGAGGGCCCUUUUGUUUAAAAAAACAGCACGUUCCCCUAACUUUAUUAAUUUCAACUAAGGCACAUACCACUGUACAAGUGGAAGCAAAAAAAUAAAAAAGACCUGACUUCUUUAACAUUUAAGAAGCGUAACAGAAGUUAGUAGUUUAAUUGGUAAUGUAAUGAAGUAGUACAGCUUAGAAAAAAACAAAAGAACUGACUUCUGGUCUGAGUUCUGCCACUUUUGUGUCAGUGUGUGACCCUGAAUAAGUCAUUUUUUUCUAAAUACUAUUUCUGAAUCCAUUUUUUUUAUUUGUACGUUUAAGUAAAGUUGCUUAUUAGGAUAAUCAGAGAAGAAAGCAUUACUUAGUACUUCACAUAUAGAGAAUUUAUUAUUAUAAGUUACAAUUGAUAAUGAAUUUACCUUUAUAUAUAAAAUUUAAGUGAAAAUUCUUGUUAUUCACAAAACUUCUUUCAAAUCAAAUAUGUACCCAGAGCAGGCUACCUAAAAAAUGUGAAAAACCUCUAACAAGGUGCUAAGUUAAAGGCAGAAUCUAUGCUUGAAGUGAAAGAAAAAGAACUGAGCUAGUGUUUGGAAAGCAUAAUGAGAAUGUUCAUCCUCAAAUACAUUAAGAUGAGUUAUUGUAGUGGAAAGAUAGCUUUAGGUUUUUCUCAAAGAGGAAUUAAGGUAGUACUGCUUCUCAGAUUUGGCAUGCUUGUCAGGAACUAGAGGAAAGGCAAAAUAAGUUAUGAAUUAAAGUGUUUUAGCAACUACCCACAAGAUUAAAGGAAAAUAAGGUGAUAAGGAAGCUGGGACUCCACAGGACAGCUCCAGGUUGGUGACAGUAGGUUGGGUAAAGAGAAAGGUCAUUGGUGGUUUGGAGGUCAGACUCAACAGAAGAGUUAACUGCUUGUUUUUGAAAAUGCUUUUUACCUAAGAGUAAGAUCACUCCCUAAGAGAUGAGAAGAGUAACUGCUAUAGUAAACGAUCAUUUUUAGUUUGCACAUGGAAGAUACCUGGUAUCUUCAUAAUGUAACAGUAAAUUACUUUUUCCAAAAUUUACUUUUCUCAUUAAAUAUUAAAUUUAUUGCUACUUAUUGCAAGGUCCUGAGUUUGAUUGCCAGCAUAGAGGGGGUAAGGUGGGAAGCUCAGGCUCUUCUCUUUCCUAAUGUCCUUGACCUUGAUCCAAAGAGCAGUCUCUAGGUUAAUAAGGAAAGCUGGUCAGUAAAGGAGACCAAGUAGGGCAUGGAUUUUCCUGGAGACACAGUGGAUCUAGGACCUCCUGUAUCUUGCUUCUGCAACACUGUUCAGUCUCUACUUGUCUUGUGAAAGACAUCCAUAUGCUUCCUUGAAGCUAGGUGAACAGAGAGAAAAUUAAUAUACUCAAUAAAUUGUUAUUAAGCAUAAAAUAAUCUUAAUGCUGUAUGUAGCCUUACUAAAAACUCUUCCUUUAUUUUAAUCUGCUUUUCAGUGAACAUCAUGCCCUAAUUCAAAUAAAUAUUUAAUGUCCUUUCCAUAAGUACUUUUUUCCCCCUAAAUUAAGGUUAUUAAGAACCAAAUGCCUAUUUCCAAAGCAGGUAGCUUAUUGUGACUGACUGGUUUUAUUCAUCUACAGUAAUUUUUCAUUCUACUGGGGAGGAGAAAAAUAAGACUCACUUGAGAUAUUUUUCCUCUUACCCUUGAUACCCCUUCUAAUGUCUUAAGACUUUGUCUUAACAACUGUAACAUGUUUUUGUCAGAAACAUUUUAGAAACUGUACCUACAGAUUCUUCCAGCAAGUUUAUCUGCUCUGCACUAUUUCAUUAAUAAAAUUCUGGCUACCACGUAGCCCUUGACCUCCAAGUAGUUGACCUAUGCAAGACUUGUGACAUUCUGGUUUUACUUACCUUUAUUUUAGAAAACAGUCAUAAACAGAAUAAGGGGGAAAAAAACACCUUGCAUUCAACCAGUUUUAUUUUGGCCAUUUCUUUCACAAAAUAUCAGCUGUUCUCCCCCACGAUUUCUCACCAAAACAAUUAUAAGUGCUAGAAUAUAUAACGUUUUGCAGGAAUAAAAUAACUCAGACAUACACAUACUUCUUUGGUGGAUGCUAACUUUAAUGUACUUAAACAUUUCUAACUUUAAUGGAUUUAAACAUUAUCAGCAUUAUGUGUAAUAUAUAAUCAGUUAAUUCCUUGCCUAGAAUUAUUUCUUCCCUCUAAAAUUCAUAAUUAAACUUUUAUUUUUACAAUACAUGCAUAUAACUUCCACAUUAUAGUCAGGGACCUGAGGUAUAACUUGCUAAGUGAACCCCAAGGUUAUUUUAUCUUGCAAAAGAAACCUAAACCAAACUAAGGGCCUUACAGUUUAUGGUUAGACUGAAUCAAAAGCUAUAACCUCAGUUUUUCCAAAAACAGCUUCUGACUGCAAAAGCAAGUCAUGCAGUUGUUAGGUAUGAAAUAGCACUGAUCAGGAAAUGCACGUGCAUCUCGCAGACUGUAUUUCCUUUGGAAAAGACUUUUCUACUUUUAAUAUAAAUUAAGCCAUAACAGUUUCAUGCUGUGGAAAGAGGGUGAAAAGGUUCAUUUUAAGAGAUUAUAUAAUAUGAAUUUUCACAUUUAUUGUGAAAUGUCUAACUUUUUGCCAGUGCUUCAGCAAGUUUCCUUUUAGGGGGGGUAUUGGAGGGUGGUGAUGGGAGGGGGUAGUGUUGGUUCUAGGGGGUUUAACUCUGAAAUUUGAAAAGGGGACAGUUGUUGGCUAUGGUAUUUACUAGUUUUGUAGUAAUGUUUUGCUAGCCUGACUGAUUUUCCUUACUGGUUUUUAUGCCCACAGUCCCAGGUGACUGUUACCCUUCUCAUUUGGGGUGUCUAUGGAGUAGUGUCUCAUCUGUGUGUGUAGGCGGCCAGUGUGUGUGCACAUGUGUGUCUGGGAAUACAGAAGCACACUGUGUGACAGUGGGAGGGUGUGGCUGGGGAGUGGGGUGCAGAAGCUUUAAGAGCAUUUGUUUUGAUUCAUAACAGUAUUUCCCAUCUUUUGCCUGCAGGCAGGGAAAGUGUACAGUAUUUAUUUUGUUUCUGUUUUAAUCUGAAUUUGUAAGUCUUUAAGUAGCUUAUAUUGGUUAUUAUAGGGGAAGACAAGUGACUUGUUUAAAGUUGUAUUUGGUAUUCUUUCCAAUUUCUGUAUUUUAAAAUAUUGAAAUUAAAAUUGUAUUACUUCUGUUUUGA
This is a messenger RNA of Dipodomys spectabilis (banner-tailed kangaroo rat), 9230 nucleotides long. It is a transcript of the gene Kdm7a, whose product is annotated as lysine demethylase 7A. The transcript has 20 exons. The record is from RefSeq and is a predicted model, not a curated record. Bases 142 to 2970 code for a protein of 942 amino acids. Gene Ontology annotation, biological process: protein demethylation; regulation of transcription by RNA polymerase II. Lineage: Eukaryota; Metazoa; Chordata; Mammalia; Rodentia; Heteromyidae. Gene Ontology annotation, molecular function: transcription coregulator activity; histone demethylase activity.